Molecule: messenger RNA, 3920 nt
Organism: Leptopilina heterotoma
Lineage: Eukaryota; Metazoa; Arthropoda; Insecta; Hymenoptera; Figitidae
Exons: 2
Coding region: 187-3684 (1165 amino acids)
Source: RefSeq, a predicted model, not a curated record
GGAACAACAAUUAUUGAACACUAUGCACACUAAAGAUAACGUACAACAAUGAUAGUUUAAACUAACGGUAACACAUUCUCAUCUGUACUUGCAAACCACAUUCUUAUAGUCCACCGCGUCGAGCCAACAGUAUUUAAGAUUGAGUAAGAAUUGGAACAGACAGUAUCACUUACUUGUGUUACAAAAAUGGACAACUCAAGUACUCUUUUCACACCCAUUCAAUCUGUGAAUUUUCUUCCAUUAAUUUAUUGUCUAAAUGUAUUAGGCGAUGUAUUCUAUUCGGAACAACUAUUAACAAAAGCAAACAAGAGAAAACCGUUCUUAAUCAUAAAUACUCUCUACGAGCAUCUGGAUAAAACGAAAAAUGAAACGGAAGCAAAGCAACAAUUAGUACAAAAAUUAUUAAACGGCACUGAUCUGUAUGGAGGGAAUAAAGACGAAAUUCUUGAUAUGGACUAUGUGGAUAAAACUCUUGACCACAUAGUCAGUGGUGUUGUAUUUUUGCAGUGGAACAAUCUUUACGGAUAUUUAGGGUCAGUUGUAAGCACAUCAACCAACUUGAAGUUAUCUGAUUUCAAAAAGACUUUGAUUAGAGAUCUUUCCUACCUACGACACUUGGAUGACGAUGAUGAAGUUUCCAGUCUCACCGAAUUAUCAAUAACCAGAAUUGUGGAGGCACUCAUUUGGCCCUUAUUUCCGGAACGAAAACAUGAUAUAACAAUAAUUAGUGUCGAAUAUCUUUACGCACUAGCUGGACUCAAAUUAGCUCAGACGGCGCAGAUGAACCUAACUGAUAUGAAUUUUCACAGAUACGUGACACUUGGAAUGACUACAGAAGUAACUGCAAUUAGCAAGGAACUUCCUGAAUCAGUUUUGCAAAUUUUUGCUCUACCGGCAAUUAUUUACUACGCUUACAAAGAAAGGGAAAAAUUCAAUCAACGAAAAGUGAAAAUUUUCAUAAACAAUGAAGACUUUUGGUCCGAUGCGUUUUUCACUUUGUUCACUUACUUAUAUUCAACCUUCGAGACUAUUCGACAAGAAGCACUUGCUUCUAAUUCCCUCUACCAAUUUCAUCUCGAAAUGUCGAAAUUCAAAAAUCGAACCGUAGUUGCCAGGGAAACGUUACACAAAGAAUGCAGCUACCUCAAUGACACUUACCUAGAAUCCCUAAUCGAAGACUACAAAACCUAUUCAUCAAGUACUCGUUGUCAUAGACAUGCAAAAUUACUCCCAAAUCUGGAACUAGUCUACGAAGCACAAUUCCAUUCCAUCAAGGAAAAAUAUCGUCUAAUGGAACUAGACUUCAUUCGAUCAGCUUUUGACGAUCUUCCCCUUCUAAAAACUUUGAUAAAUUCUACAGGCACAAUUGUUUAUAAAGCUUCACCUAAACCAAAUGAUAUGUACUGUUAUCUAUGUCCACCAACAAUGCCAACAUUUAAUCCAAAUAUAAUUUUGUUCGGAGUCAAAGGCGAAAAUCAAACUGUAUUUUUCGCCUUGGAGCACAAUGAGAAUAACGUUACUCUGAUUCUCCACAGAGGGGAAAAGAUCGAAUUCAAUACAAGAAUUGGAUUGGGAGAAAAUGUCGAAGUUGAAGUUCCACUCGUUAGAACGCGUAUAAAACAACCUGAGGAGAGUUUUGAUUUCUUCGUGGAGAAAAUAGCGGAAAUGAAAGCAGAGGAAUUUAGAAAACAGCUUUUCGGUUAUGGAUACGAUACAACUAGUAUGGAGAAGUUUUUCGAAAUUUUAAAAGCGUUUAUACCUUUCUAUCAUUGUAUACAGUAUGCAAGAGCUGGGGAGCAAGGAAUGGCGGCUUUGACCUGCAUCGGAGAUGUUGUCGGCUUGAUACCUUUCGUAGGGGUUUUUAACAUUGGCUUCAAGAUGAGUACCAUGACAAUUAAUCGAUUUUUGUUGACUGCCGAACUAUCGCUACGAAGUUACACUUUGCGACAAGCGAUUCUGACGACAAUGACCGUUGGUCUACGGAAUACCGCACUCGAACUUAGUGGGAUUUUCUCAAAAGUAAUUUUUACCAAACAAAUGUUUAAAGCUGUGUCCGUUGGGGUCAUUCGUACCCUCGAUCCUGGUUUUGAACUGGUUGGUAAAUUGACCACUCGUGGCAGUGUUUUGAUAGGAAAAGUCAUGAACAAAGCUUUUAAACAAGUUUCGAAAAAAUUUCCAUCUUUAAAUUUCAAGUAUGCAAAGUUUGAAAAUAUUUUGCUGCACCUAACGGGACAGAGUGCUAAAUCUGCGGAUAUAAAAAUUGUUUCCGUACCAGGAAUAGAAAGGAAGGAAAUAGAAGGACGUGAAGUAUUUAGAUUUAUCUACCCUGGAGGAAAGGAACCCUUCGGACCAAAGUACAUCCAAUUGUCCAAAGGAUACGCAGAAUUAAGACACUUGAAUGGUUUUGAGAAAGAGAUUCCUGUCGUCAUAACAAAAGUAUCCAAACGCGGAAGGAUAUUCUUCAAGAGAAUUAAUUUAGAAACAGAAGAACUGUUUGGACUUGAACUGAAACUAAACAAGCAUGGUAAACUUGAAAAUGCAAAGCAACCGUUUCGACAACAUAUAUACAAAAUUAAAACAGAGGGUUUGGGAGGUAGAGGAGCAAUAAUGGUUAGAAGAGAAAAAAGUAUCACAGACGCAGUAAAAUUGGUUGUAGAUGCGAAAAUUGGUGUUAACAGAUACAACGCUGAAAAAACAAUGCGGCAUUAUGUACUAGAAAGUAAUAUCCCCAGUAAUAUUGAUGAUCUCGUAGAUGUGGAAAUAGACUUCGGAAAAUUGAAUGAUCUCGAGAUUCAGAAUUUCGUAACAGAGCACGUAAGUGGAAUUGACGAAUUACCUAUGAUAGAUCCGAAUUUGAAUAAAUAUUUGCCAGUGCCCACGUAUUAUGACUUUGCUCUUGAUUGGAUUAGAACCAAACAGAUUAGUCAGGUGUACAGUGAAUUUUACGUCAAGAAUCCAGAUGGUUUAGAAAAGAUACUAUAUAACAGUAGAAUAGUGGUUAAUCCUAAUUUCCACACAUUAGAAGCAAGAAAUAAAAUCUCUGGACUUUACAAUUUAAAAAAUGAUCAAGUGCAUCAGGUGGAUUUACAGACUGCACUUAAUAUCUACUCAUCAACAAAUAUAUUCGAACACAGUACAUUCGAGGAUUAUUAUGCCCUUCUUAUUUGGCAACAUAACGGUUUUACAAACAUUAUGAAUCCUUUUCUUGCAACGCAAAUAAAAAAUUCUUUGUACAGAUUGGCAAUUAGACAAAGCAACAAUGAUUUAAGAAAGAAAAAAUUGUUUCAGUUGGAAAUAAGACGUCCGUUAGAAUUUGAAAGGGAUCCUUCACAAUUGGUGGAUAAAAUUCUAAUCUUCUUCAAAAUACAAUUAUCAAUGAGUGAAAUAGAAAUGUAUAAAGAAUUACUUGCCUAUCAGCCUAGAGAACCUGUUCAAAUAUUUCUGUAUGAAGUUAAGAUUGAUUCUUCGUAUUUAGCAGUAGAUUUGGAAGACAUCAUUUCAAUCAAAGAUGCUGCUGUGCUGCUUCCUGAUAUGCCUUACGUAAUACAAAGUGCGAAAAGAACAGUAAUCAUGGGCUUUGAUAUUAUUUACGUCAUAAUGCAAAAUGAACCGAUUGCAAAAGAAACGGUUAUUGCGAAACUAAUGAAUGAAAUAGACACACCUAGAGCUAAUUUUGUUGGUUGAAUUUCAUGUGUUGAUAUACGAUGCAAAAAGUUAAAUUUUAAAUUUGUGAGGGAUGACACUGUGGACUAAUACUCUAAAGUUCUAUUACUGUUUUUAAAUAAUAAUAUAGAUUGUAUAAAUUAAUUUACCAGUACAGUGGUGUGAAUGAGUAAAUACAACCGUGUUAUUUCAAAAAAUUGUCAUUUAUAUUAUAAAAUUAUAAAACAGUCAAUUUUCAUAAAAGACAGAAUAUACAA